CAUGAAUCCGUUAUUCGGUCCUAAUCUCUUUCUCCUACAGCAGGAGCAGCAGGGCUUGCCCGGGCCGCUGGGGGAACCCCUGGGAGGUGACCACUUUGCCGGGGGAGGGGACCUGCCCCCGCCUCCGCUUGCCUCGGCGGGUCCCGCUGCCUAUUCGCCUCCCGGGCCUGGUCCGGCGCCCCCUGCAGCCAUGGCUCUCCGCAACGACCUGGGCUCCAACAUCAAUGUACUCAAGACCCUGAACCUCCGAUUUCGCUGCUUCCUAGCCAAGGUACACGAGCUAGAGCGCCGGAACCGGCUGCUGGAGAAGCAGCUGCAGCAGGCUCUGGAGGAGGGUAAGCAGGGCAGGCGGGGCCUGGCCCGCCGCGACCAGGCGGUACAGACCGGCUUCAUCAGCCCGAUCCGGCCCCUGGGGCUGCCCCUGAGCUCCCGGCCGGCUGCUGUGUGCCCCCCGUCAGCGCGGUUGCUGGGCUCCCCCGCCCGCUCGCCAGCCGGACCCCUCGCAUCCUCUGCGGCCUGCCACACAUCAUCCUCCACCUCCACCUCUACCUCCACCUCCUUCUCCUCGUCGACCCGUUUCAUGCCCGGCACUAUCUGGUCCUUCUCACACGCCCGCCGGCUUGGACCGGGACUGGAACCCACGCUGGUACAAGGGCCUGGCCUGUCGUGGGUACACCCCGACGGGGUGGGCGUUCAGAUCGACACCAUCACCCCUGAGAUACGUGCACUGUACAACGUGCUGGCCAAAGUGAAGCGGGAGCGGGACGAAUACAAGCGGAGGUGGGAAGAGGAGUACACAGUGCGGAUCCAGCUGCAGGAGCGAGUAAACGAGCUCCAGGAGGAGGCCCAAGAGGCUGAUGCCUGCCAAGAGGAGCUGGCCAUGAAGGUGGAACAGCUGAAAGCCGAGCUGGUGGUCUUCAAGGGCCUCAUGAGUAAUAACCUGACAGAGCUGGACACCAAGAUCCAGGAAAAGGCCAUGAAGGUCGACAUGGACAUCUGUCGCCGAAUCGACAUCACGGCCAAGCUAUGUGACUUGGCUCAGCAGCGCAACUGUGAGGAUAUGAUCCAGAUGUUCCAGAAGAAGCUGUCUCUACACUUGUCUCCCAUCAAGGUCCCGUCCAUGGGGGGGCGGAAGCGGGAGCGCAAGGCCGCUGUGGAGGAGGACACCUCCCUGUCGGAGAGUGAUGGGCCCCCCCGCCAGCCCGAGGGGGACGAGGAGGAGAGCACAGCCCUCAGCAUCAACGAGGAGAUGCAGCGCAUGCUCAGCCAGCUGAGGGAGUAUGAUUUUGAGGACGACUGUGACAGCCUGACUUGGGAGGAGACUGAGGAGACCUUGCUGCUUUGGGAGGAUUUCUCAGGCUAUGCCAUGGCAGCCACAGAGGCCCAGGGAGAGCAGCAGCAGGAAGAUAGUCUGGAGAAGGUGAUUAAGGAUACUGAAUCCCUGUUCAAAACCCGGGAGAAGGAAUAUCAAGAGACCAUUGACCAGAUAGAGCUGGAGCUGGCCACAGCCAAAAAUGACAUGAACCGCCACCUGCAUGAGUACAUGGAGAUGUGCAGCAUGAAGCGGGGCCUGGAUGUUCAGAUGGAGACCUGCCGCCGGCUCAUCACACAGUCGGGGGACCGAAAGUCUCCUGCUUUCACUGCGGUCCCGAUUAGCGACCCGCCGCCACCGCCAAGCGAAACUGAGGACUCCGAUCGCGAUGUCUCAUCUGAUAGCUCCAUGAGAUAGGGGUCACUGCCUGACUCCCCAGAGCUCACUGAGGCAGGGGUGGGGUGUGCAGAGGACUGUUUUGUGCUGCUGCAUGAAGCCUGGCCCUGAGCUGUCUCCUCCCCAGGGUUCCCGGGGUGUCUGGAGCUAGGCUUGACCCCACCCUUCCUGGACAGCUCUCCUCAGUGGGGACACUGCUGCCUUCACUUGUGGCUGUCUACUUGUCCAUCUUUGAAAUGCUGCCAGACCACUUGUGAUCCUCCCUUCCCCAUUUUGUAAGGAAUGCGAUUCUGGGACCUGCCUGUUCUCCUGGGGCAUCUUGGACUUUGGUACUGGUGCUAACUGGCCCAGGCACUUUCGUGAAGCAGGUUCAUCUGGGAGUUGCUGAGGGCUCGUGCAUCCUGUACAUCUGGAGGAGGCUCUACUUUACCAGUAAGGCCUCAGAGGGAGGCAGGGCACCUGGCCUUGGGAAGUGCCUGAGCUGAGAGGGGGUCCAGGAGGCAGACUCUGCUCAGAGGCGAAGGUGAAGCCCGGCCUGGCCUGCGCACACACCUUCUCUCUAGGGAUCAGCUGAGGGAGGGUCUCACAAAACCCACAGAUCAAGACGUUCUUGACCUUGGAAAGCAGGGGACAGUCAGGAUGUCUCGGGAGAGGCCGUGGAAUCUUCAUCUAAUGAAGGAUAUUUAUUGAGCACUUCGUGUUGCUGUUUUAAGCACUUUGAUUUUUUGAGACAAGGUUUUUGCUAACAGCACAGGAUGCCCUUGAACUCAGAGAUUCUCCUGCCUCCGCCACUCCAGUGCUGGGAUUGUUGGGAUUAAAGGUGUGGGCCACCAUUGUCCCAGAGGCCUGAUGUUGAGAUCUUCAUUAAAGGAAACGAG
Molecule: messenger RNA, 2586 nt
Organism: Microtus oregoni (creeping vole)
Lineage: Eukaryota; Metazoa; Chordata; Mammalia; Rodentia; Cricetidae
Gene: Iffo1
Product: intermediate filament family orphan 1
Exons: 10
Coding region: 2-1729 (575 amino acids)
Source: RefSeq, a predicted model, not a curated record